Prorocentrum cordatum is the source of this 1221-nucleotide messenger RNA. NCBI's taxonomy places the organism in Eukaryota, Dinophyceae, Prorocentrales, Prorocentraceae. The record is from the annotation of a GenBank genome assembly.
CAAGCAUUAGGCUCAAGGCAUCUUGGCCCGAAACGCGUGGCUAGCAAGAUCUGGAAGAUCGUUCGUUCAUUCAUUCUUGGAAACAUCGAUGGCCAGCGAUGCCGACUCUGCAUGGCUGUUCCCACGAUGGCUGUGGAUGCCUUUGCCUUUUUUGCUCGUCAUCUGGAGCAUGUCCAUAGUGAAUGCCGGCAUUCUUAGUUUUUCGGUUAGCCUUACUGUUGUGCCAAACGUCAUGAAUCGUUCAUUUUGGAUUAUAUGUCCUGUGCCUGGCGUGCUUUUGUGGCAGCAUUCGUUGUAUGUCUUGGCCUUCUUGCCUGGUAAACUUGUAUGGGAACGAGCUCUUCAGAGUAUUGUCCAGUGGGCAGCCCCAUCCAAGCGACGGUUGACUCAUGCUGGUUUUGGCAUGCUCGAAUUGGCAUAUCUUUGCGUAAACAAUUUUACCGAGUUGACUGUGAUACUACAUUCUGUUGCGUUCGCUAUUUCUGAUGAUGUUUCCAAGCAUCCAUCCGACAUCGGCUUCUGGAACACGAUCGCCUCUUUCGCGAUUUGUUUUUUGGGCUUCGACUUCCUGUAUGCCUUGUGGCACAGGGUCAUGCAUCAACCAUGGCUCUACGCGUGGGUGCACAAGCAUCACCAUCAGCAGGUCGCACCGCAUCGCGGAUGGUACGACACGGCGAGCAUGACUCCUGCAGAACACUGCUCCACGCUGCUGAUCUUCCUCAUGGUGCCUCGGAUCUCGGCCAGCAUAGUCGGACUCCACGCCGUUGCCUACGCGGUAUUUGUUCUCUUGUGGUACUCCCUGGAGGUGGCCAAUCAUCUGCCGAACGAGCUGUCGAUCAGAAUGCUCGGCUAUUCCUCGUCGGCACAUCACGCGCACCACAGGCACUUGACUUGCAACUACGGCACUUUGUCAUGCUUUGCAGACAGAGUAUUGGGGUCAUUCAGGGAACAUCGGAGUCAGUGAAGAUAUUGCUCCGCUAGGCGCUCACUCUGUCAGCGGCGGUUACAGCUCCUCUCGGUUUCUGUCCUCUUUGGGCCUCCUUGUCGGCUUAAUUAUUUUGCGAUGGCCAUGUGCGUCAACAGUGUAGAGGACCAGCACGCGCAUCACCAAAUCCAUAUAGCAUCGCAGACUUGGUCCCAUAGGUAUGCCUUCGGCAAGGCAGAGGCAAAUAAUUGAGAUUCUGUACUUGUUGCCGGCAGAUGGCAGUGCGAAAGCCUCAC